Messenger RNA from Siniperca chuatsi (mandarin fish), 6866 nucleotides. RefSeq names its product nucleoporin 214 (gene nup214). The transcript has 36 exons. The record is from RefSeq and is a predicted model, not a curated record. NCBI's taxonomy places the organism in Eukaryota, Metazoa, Chordata, Actinopteri, Centrarchiformes, Sinipercidae. Gene Ontology annotation, cellular component: nuclear pore. Gene Ontology annotation, molecular function: structural constituent of nuclear pore; protein binding. The coding region runs from base 167 to 6115 and encodes 1982 amino acids. Gene Ontology annotation, biological process: protein import into nucleus; RNA export from nucleus.
UCCUACGUAGCUAUGACGUUUUUUCCACUGCAAAACCGCGCGUCCUGUGUUCAGCUGUACUGACAGACUAAUGUGGCUCAGCAGACAUUGGUGUCAGAUACAGACUAGGAAGGAAUAAAAGGAAACAACAGAUCGGCUGGAAAAGCAAUAGUUUCUGUCCUUCAAAAUGAGUGACGACACAGACUCCCCUCCUGAGAGGGAAAUGAAGGACUUUCAGUUUCGUCAGAUGAAGAAAGCAAGGGUUUUUGAGCCCGCUGGAGAUUUGCCAAAAGAAAGAUCUAGCCUGCUUACCAUCUCAAACAAAUUUGGUUUAACUUUUGUUGGGCUCGACAGAACACUCAAAGUUUACCUAACUCAAGAUAUUCUGGCUGCUGAUAAAGUUGACGGACACUCCGGCGAAAUAGUCGAGGGGAUAGCAGCAUUGGCGGAGGUGACUGUGGAACUGGUUCUGCACCACUUGGCUCUCAGUUGUGAUGAACUUACUUUGUCAGUAUGUGGCAUAUCUGAGGAGGCGGGUUUGUCCCUCACAUUCUAUGAUGUCCGCACCUUCAUGAACAAGGCAAGACCACAGAAGUUACCUUUUACCUCACUGCUGCCAGCAGUAACCCCUGGCACUUUAGUGCAGGACCUGAAGUGGAAUCCUGCUCUAGCAUCCAUGUUGGCUGCCUGUCUGUCUGAUGGCAGUAUGAUGAUUUUGGAUGUUACUGACGGUGUCAAAGUGCAGGCCAAUCUACCUGCUUCAAGUGGCAUCACAUGCAUUUGCUGGAGUCCAAAAGGAAAACAAGUCGCUGCAGGAAAAAUGAAUGCCACAGUCAGUCAGUAUACACCGGCAUUAGAAGAAAAGAAAGUUAUCCCAUGUCCACACUUCUACACCUCUGACGACCCUGUCAAAGUUCUGGAUGUGCUGUGGCUGAGAACCUUUGUGUUUGCAGUGGUAUAUGCUGCUGCAGAUGGGUCCCUUGAGACCCCUCCUGAGCUAGUGUUGAUCUCCAUCCCUAAGAAGGAUGAGAAGGUGGAGACAAAGUAUGUGAACUUCAGUGACACAGUGUACGGCAGUUGCACUGAGCGACAACACCACUACUUUCUUAGCCACGUAGAGGACUGGGACCUUGUGUUUGCGGCAUCAGCAGCUUCGAUUGAAGUCAGCAUCAUAGCCAGACAGGAGGACAAGAUCUGGGAGCUUUGGAUCCUGGAGGAUGCAAGUAGGGCUGAGCUUCCAGUGACCAAGACAAAUGACGACACUUUUCCCCUUGGCCUAGCCAUAGACUUCACCAGCCAGCAGGAGAUCCACAUCACUGAUGAGAAGACCUUGCCCCCAGCGCCCAUUAUGCUAAUGCUAUCCACGGAGGGAUUACUCUGCCCAUUUGCUCUGCUCAACCUCAAUCCCGGGGUUAAGCAACUGGUCUCAGCCUCCACUACCCUUGCCUUGGAGGGGGAGAGACUGCCCAAGCAAGGUUCUUUGGCAUCCCAACCACCCAAAAUUGCUGCCUCCAUCCCAUCUGCCGCAACAACAUUCCCAAACCUCGGUCUUACUUCAGCAGCUGCCUCCACUCCUCCAGCCCCUGCUGCAUCUUCCCCCGCUGCCCCAUUCAGCAUUGCUCCCACAGCUCCUGUGUCGUCGACAUCAUCAUCCGGCUUCACUUUCUCUGUCCCAACCACAAACUCCACCUCUGCCCCUUCAGCUUUCUCUCUGGGGGUACCCACACCUUUUGGCUUCUCCUUUGCCUCCAAACCUCCCUCUGACACCCCCUCAGCACCAUCAGCAUUUUCUUUCACCCCUUCCAUCAAACCACCAGCGGUGGCAGCUCCAGUUCCAACACCCCAGAGCCUUGCUGCUGCAUCUUCACCAACGGUGAAACUGAAUCUAAAUGAGAGGUUUUCAGCACUGGAGACCUCAGGACCAACCCCACAGUCUUUCUCCUUCAAUUCCUCACUGCCCAAAACGGUUGUCUCAAAUUCCAGUACUUUAACCGCGCCUCCACUCUCAGCCACUAAGCCACCAGCUGUAUUAGCCCCGGUACGUCCAGUUCAAACCAGCACACCGCCCACAGUCGUCCAGAAACCUGCACCUGCUGCCCAGGGCCGUGUCCAGACGCCACAGGCAGCUGUUAGUGUGAAGGCCCUGGAGAAGCAGCUACAGCAAAAGAAAGACUCUGAUCCCAUUAUGGCUGGUAUAUUGGAGGAGAUUGCACACUUCCAGAAGGAGUUAGAUGACCUUAAGGCACGAAGUGCAAGAGCUGACUUCAAGGUUGGCACCAGUGAGGAGAUGAAGGAGUUGAGGAAGGAGUCAGAGGACCUCCAUAUUUUCACCCUGGAGAUCAAGGAAACUACAGAGUCUCUCCAUGGGGACAUUGGUACACUGAAGACCACCCUACUGGAGGGUUUUGCUGGGGCAGAAGAAGCCAAGGCCCAGAGUGAACUGAGCAGAGACAGAAAUUACAGACAGCUGCUGUACAAAAAACCUCUGGACCCACGCAGUGAGGAGCACCUCAAGGAGAUUCGCAGGCUGUACCAGUAUGUUAUGUUUGCUGUGGAAGAUGUUAAUGACGUGUUGGAUGUGGAAUGGGAGAAACACCUGGAGAAGAAGAAAAAGCAGAAACACAUGGUCGUGCCAGGGCGUGAGGGUCUGUUCACUACACUGGCCAACAACCUGUACAUUAUCAACCAGCAGAAGAACAGAUUGGACCAGUUGGUUAAGGAACUCACUUCACUGCGCCUCUACAACAAGACUACCACUCCAACUAUAAACCGCAAUACUGUAACAGCAACCAAUGCUGGUUUGGAAAGCGAGCUUGAGAGUUUAAGGGAUGCACUCCUGAAAGCCAGACUGGACACCACCCCUUCUAAGACCAAAUCCAAAUCUCCAGCAGUUAAGAUAUCACCAGUGAAACAGUCCCAGCUGCGUAACUUCCUCUCAAAGGGACAGAUGCCUCCUGUCCGCUCAACUGCACCAGCCAACCUAUCUCGCUCAGCCUUCCUUUCACCUAAAUAUUAUGAGGACUUCGAUGAUGUGAGCUCUGCGUCCUCCCUGGAGCCUCACCCGGCUCACUUGGAGCUGGAGGACGAGGAGGAACUACAGCCAGAACCCCUUCCCCUUGUCAUUCCUCCAGCAUUGUCCACCCCCCGCCACCCCACAGUCGUGAGGACCCCCUCUAUCCAGCCAGGCUUCGGGGCCAUCCAGUCCACCCCUUUACCCAAAAUUCACUCAGUACAGGGUAUGGGCUUUGGACUCAGCCCUAUUGCCAGCCCUGUUCCAACCAAUAAGAUCAACCUCAGCGGGGCUGAUAGCACUGCCCUUGCCACCAAGACAGUAAAACAUGGAGCCCCACCAACUGAGAGGACCAUCCCUGUCACCAUCCCAGCCCAGCAGGCUGCAGCCACUGCUGCUUUACGCAGGCAUAUGGCCAAUCAGAAAACAGCUGUCGUCAGUACUUCCUUGACAGAGUCCACUUUGAAGACUGUUCCUCAGGUGGUCAAUGUCCAGGAGCUCAAGGACAAAGGGCCACCUGUGCCAGUUUCCAAUAUCAUCAGCUCAUCAGUACCAGAUCCUGCAACUCAGGUCUUUGCAACAGUUUCUUCCAACCAGGCCAAACGAAAUCCUACCCAAGGUAUCCAGAAGAUGUCCACUGAAAGUACAACCACCUCACAGGGAGGCUUCAUGUUUGGUCAGUCGUCCAAAACAGAUGUUUCUGUGGCUCCUGCUAGCUCAGCAGAGCAAAGCACCAGCAAAGGUUUCUCCUUCACAUCAGGGCCCACAGGCUUCAGUUUUGCUUCCGUUACACAGGGAGCUGGAAUGUCACAAGUGAAGGAUGUUAAUAAAUUUUCGUUUGGUGGAAAUGGCAAGAUGAUGUUUGGCCAGACUGGAGAGGAGCCAUUCCCCCUCACCCCAAAGUCUGCCUCCCCUGCUCUUGGCACUGGGUCUCCCACCCUGCCUCCAAACACAUCAGGAGACAAACCCACCUCCACCACAACUGCCCUCAAGAUAGAGCCACAGCCCCCUAAGACAAUUGGAGGAGAGACUCUGGGCAGUUUCUCUGGGCUACGUGUGGGCCAAGGAGAAGAAGCUAAUGAUUCAUCCACUAAACCUGCUGCUGCCUCAUUUGCCUUUGGGGAAACUGGACUUGGUAUGGCCAAGGGAGCAGCACAGUUUAGCUUUGGUGCAGGGCUCCAGAAGUCUGCAGAAGAUUCUACAGGAGCAGACUUGUCCAAGGGGGCAGGGUCAGGCAGUUUGUUCAAGCCUCCUGAAUCGAACCCCAAGCCGGCAUUCUCUGUUCCCCAGUCUAGCUCAACUGCCUCAGCUUUACCUACGUCUUUCAGUAGUCUUCUUGUAGCUUCUUCAGAUUCCUCAGAGGAACCAAAAGCUCCCCCACAACCUUCAGAGCCCACACCACCCCCUGAAAAAGAACCUGCUACUGAACCAGCCGUAGAGAGCACCGGUCCUCUAGUAAUACCUGAGCCUGCAGCGGAUGCAGAAGCCACAUCAGCCACAGUUACAGCACCAACACCCGCACCUCCUAUCGCCACAACUGCACCUAUCCCAGACCCUCCCUCCUCCAUCACCGCACCACCUGAAUCAACCCCUCCAACACCAUCCAGUGCGGCUCCCACAAUAGAAGCCACCCCAGACAGCACCACCACCACUGCUCCUGUGCCCACUUCAGCUGCUUCCACCCCUGCUGUAGCACCUGUCUCCCAGGUAGCUCCAGCAGCAUUCCAGGUGCCCAGUUCUGACAAACCAGGUUCUAUUUUUACUCAGCCUGCCCCUGCAACAACAGACAACAGUUCCCUCGAGGUUACUCCAGUUAUCAGCACAGUUGCCCCUGCAGCCACCACUCCCACCUCUACUGUUAACAGUACAACAACUACUGCUGCUAGCAUAGUGUUUGGGCAACCCGCUGCACCUCCAGCUUCCUCAGCACCCUCAGCCCCUUCAGCCCCAGUAUCCACAGAAUUUGGCUCAACUGGGUUUGGUGUAUCAACUGGAACUGGUUUUUGCAAAUCUGUAUUUGGCCAGGUGAGUGGCUUUGGCCAGCCUGCCAGCAACACUGGAACAGCCAGUGGCUUUUCUUUUUGCCAAUCAGCAUUUGGCGCAACUUCUAACAGUGCAACUACUGGAGGAAGUCUUUUUGGUGCUUCUACUGCUAGCAAUUCCAGUUCCUUCUCCUUUGGCACAAGCAGUGCCAACACGGCCAGCAGCACUGGCUCAGGGCUGUUUGGACAAAGCACAGCACCAGCAUUUGGCCAGAGUUCUGGAUUUGGGCCUGUGUUUGGGAGUAACACCACCACAUCCUCAUCUACAGGAUUCAACUUUGGACAGCCCUCAGGUGAGUCUUUUGGCUGCUCUUCAGCCACUUCUGUGUUUGGCCAACAACCUGGAAGUGGGAGUGUAUUUGGACAGCAGCCAUCAUCUGGUGGGAGUCUGUUUGGUUCAAGUUCAGCCAAUACAGCAGGCUCAACUACUGCUGGAGGGUUCUUCAGUGGCCUUGGAGGUAAACCGAGUGAAGACGCUGCCAACAAGAACCCAUUUGGCACCGCUGCCGCCACUGGAGGGUUUGGGCAGCCUACUCAGACAGGUUCUAACAGUCUGUUUGGGAAUAGUGGUGCCAAGACGUUUGGUUUUGGACAGUCCUCCUUUGGUGAGCAGAAACCUAGUGGAACCUUCAGCACUGGUGCAGGGAGUGUUGCAGCCCAGGGAUUUGGCUCCUUCUCUACUCCAACAAAACCAGGUGGCUUUGGUACUGCUCCAGUGUUUGGGAGUCCCCCUUCCUUUGGUAGUUCCCCAGCAUUUGGUGGUGGAGCAUCAUUUGGCUCAAGCCCUUCCUUUAACAACAACAUGGGUCCCUCAGCUGGUAAAGUGUUUGGAGAGGGAACAGCAGCUGCCAACAUGGGAGGAUUUGGGUUUGCCUCACCUCCCAGCGCCCCGUCCUUUGGUGCUCUAGCCAAUCAGAACCCUCCGUCAUUCGGGGGCCUGGCUCAGCAGGGCUCUGGGUUUGGAAGUCAGCCCAGCAGCUUCUCAGGCUUUGGACAACAGCCACAGGCAGGAGCAUUCUCUGGAAACACCUUCGGGUCUGCAAACCAAUCAAGUCCUCAAACAUUUGCCAGUUGGAGAAGCUAGUUUUAUUAAACCUCCAUGAGCUAGACGUCACUGCUACCGUACUCUCUGCAAUCAAGCUCUUUGUGCCACACAAUGGGUGGAGGGGAAGGGGGAAGAUUGUGUUGCAUUUGGGUUAAAGCGGUAAAUAACGUGAAUUAUUAUUUUUUAUUAUUUUGUAGAAAUCGUUUUCAAGCAGCUUGCAGAGUGCAGUUCAUUCUCUACAGAUAUAUGUAUUAAUUUGGGAAGUUUAUGUAUUUUCUGAUCUUAGUAUUUUCUUAGGACACAGGAGAAUUGAGUAUUGACAUACAUACAUGCAGAAGGCGGGUUAGUGUGAGGUACCUAGAAACCGAUUUUCUACAAUGUUUUUGAAAAUUAUAGAAAACUGAACUGAUUUUUUUUAUAAACAGGUUCAUGACCUUCUUCAGAAAAAGUAGUACAUUUUGUGUCCAGCAUUUUAGGCUUUACGUCUGAACGUUUCACUCUUUCAUUGAAUUAUGUGAAAUGGUGUUCUCAGAGUGGCUAUAUGAAUUAAAAUUCAGUCCAGUCGUGUCUGUCAGUACAGUCAUGAACAAAUGGCAAAAAUGUACAUCCAUGUAGAAUGUACCAAAAUUAAACAAACCCAACAUUUUGAACUGUAAUAAAAAAGAAUGUGGUUUGAGAUGAAGAAAAAAAGUUUUAUAUUUUACUUUUCAAAUGAUUUUUGCAGUAAACCCCCGCUUGAUGUAUAUUUUUACAUAAAAAAAGUGGAAAUAAACGAAAUUUCUCCAACAAA